CCCAGUGACAUGCAAUACCCUGACCGGAGAGUACAGUUGGACAUACCCACUGAAGCAGACAAGAGCUCAACUCGGGACAGACUUUGAAUAACUAUUCGGCGACAUAACUUUUUGUUGUAAAGUAAAGACAGCGAGGGAGAUUUUACGCACUAAAAAUGCAGUCCCUCUGUCACCAACUGCUCAGCUURCUGUUCGUUUUCGGCAGCCUUCAGAUUCAUCAACUCACAGAGGCUUGUUCGUGUGCUCUGUCGCACCCGCAAGAUGCGUACUGUAACUCUGACAUAGUGAUCCGUGCCAAAGUGGUGGGCAAGAAGUUACUGAAGGAUGGGCCUUUUGGUACCAUGCGUUACACGGUCAAACAGAUGAAGAUGUACAAAGGAUUCAACAAAAUGCAGCAUGUUCAGCACAUCUACACCGAUGCCUCUGAGAGUUUGUGUGGAGUCAAGUUCGACAUCAACAAGUACCAGUACCUGAUCACAGGCCGCGUGUUCGACGGCAAGGUCUACACCGGGCUGUGUAAUUUCAACCAGCCAUGGGAKCGCCUCUCGCUGGCCCAGAAGAAGGGCAUCAACCACCGUUACCAGCUGGGCUGCAACUGCAGGAUUAAGCCCUGCCACUACCUGCCCUGCUUUGUGACCUCAAAGAACGAGUGCCUGUGGACGGACAUGCUGUCCCACUUCGGCUACCCCGGCUACCAGUCCCGGCACUACGCCUGUAUCCAGCAGAAAGAGGGCUACUGCAGCUGGUACCGGGGGAUGGCCGGCCGUGACAAAACCACCAUCAACUCCACCGACCCCUGAGUGUAAACCACAACCAAGCCCCAAACCAUAGCAACUUUCUUGAGUUUCUUCUCAUCCUCACUCUUCUACACCUUUCCCAAACUCCACAACUCCGCCACGCCCCUCGUCAACCAGAGUAUUACAGAACUCUUAAAACGCGACCACUCCCACGCCCUCUGACGAAAUAUACAAGAACUAAAAUAAAUCAGUGCCUGGCUGUCUCAUAGAAGUAGCACUUCUGAUGUAAACAAUACCUUUUUUGUUUCAUGCUGUACAUUUCAGUUUCUCCCACCUUCCUUUUCCUACAUUUCCCUAGCUAUCAAUGAGCAGAAAUUAGACUUUCUUCAGAAUGCAAUAACAAUGGCCCUCUAAAAAGCAAUACCUUUUUCAAACCAUCGUAAGGCUUAUAUUGGUGGGAUGUCAUUUCAGCACUGCAGUUUCAAGCAAUGCAUAAUGGUUGAAAAUGAUCCUAAUAUUAAAGUAUGGCGUGCAAACAGUAUCAACAAAGCUCCUGCAACAAUGUUAUUCUCAACAAGUUAUGCACAGUAACCAGACACAUUGUCACCAGUACAAGGGCAAUGCCAACACGAGGUAUGACCUCAGAAAAGCAAUCUCUUCCUCCAGUCACACAAAGGUAUUUAACAAUGAUUUUGAAAUCACAUGAAAGUGUAUAUGUAUAUGUUCACAGUUUAUACUGUCAACAUGUCUAUUUAUAUGAAUGAUGUAAUCUUUACCACCCUGACUGCUUGCACUGUAAAGUUUAUUCUUGGUUGUAUUAAAUUUAGUCAUUUAGCAGAUCACACUAUAUGAAUGCGUUGCUAAUAUCGGACGAUGAAUUGAGUAUAGCUAUAUUUUCUUCUCUGUAACCACAACUAAGAAUGACCCUAACAGCUCAAGCACAGGGAAUUCUUAAAUCUUUCACAGAGACAUGAAUGCAAGUUAUUUAAUUUUUUUGCUGUAUAUGAUAAGCUACAAAACAAUGAACAGUUGACUCGACCGAAACCUCUGUAGUAGAUUUAUUUAUCGGUGUUUGUCGAAUCAGACAGUAUCCAUGCAAAAUCUACAAACAUCCUACUACAACAGCAAAUAUAGAUAGAUAUCCAUCUUUGUAUCUGGCCAAAACUGUAUUACCAUCACUACCCUGUUUGGCUAUCAUGAAGGACCAGAAUCCCAAAUUGUGUUUGUAAAGCAUUGACUUAAUGUUAGUUCUGUGUUAGAUCCGCCUUCAGCAGAUUUUGAAUGAUGGUACUUUUGUCCAAUCACAGUUCUCCUUCUGGUUCUCACGAGGUAAGGAACUUUUUUCACUGCAUCAGAGUUUAAAGCRGAGGUUCCAGACAAAGUGUUUUCAAAAAUGUAUACUCCAUUUUUGUAAGUAUUUUAACUAUUUCAGAUGAAACUGAUGAAAAUAACACUAUUGUCACUAAACUCUUCUACUUUGAGUUUUCCAGUUCAGUAUCUUCAGUCCAUUCCGUCAGAAACAGAGAUGCCUCAGCAGGAGUGAGAAGUCUUUGCCCAGUCUCUCAGCUCUGCCCACUUUUCCAUUAUGUUCAGAAAAGGCCAUGCCAAGUUGGUGUUGAAUAGAGUAACAGCCCUGACAUGCCAGGUUUAGAAGGAAAUCCACUAAACUAUAGUUAGUCAAUUUAUUAUUCAUGUAAUCUAUUAUAAUGUGAGGAACUCAAAUUAAAUCUAAAUCUUGCCUCCUCCAUAAGGCACUUCUUACAUGAAAUGCAAUUAUUUCAGGCACUAUAUUUACAGAAAAAAAGAUUGAGAGAAUGAUGGGCUCAAUGGAUGUAGCCCGAUAGUAUGUAGUCUUAAUGUAUCUCCAUCCACUCCAUCCUUUAGUAAGAAUACUGGGAAGGUUCCUCUGUAUGUUCAGCCUUCAUUGACACACUUCUCUGGUUGUCAGUCUUGAGUUGUUUCCCUCUACCAAAUCUCCCUCAACUGGUUUUGCAAGGUUCACUCUCUUUGGCCUUGGCAUAUCUGUAUUUUUUUGUGGUUCAUGUUUGUGUAAAUAUACUGUCUGCUUAACACAGAAACACUUGGUCAAGUCGAUCCAGAGCGCAUUAAAAAGGAAGCUGGCAAAAGGCUGUGUACCAUGUGUGUGUAUACACUGAUUCCUAAAAAGGGGGGUGAGCGAACGUUUCCUUGUAGGGGUUGCAGAAAUGUUUGACUUAAUUUCUGUGUUUUAUAUUUUUAUAAUAAAGAUUUAAUGAAAAAUGGA
Messenger RNA from Salvelinus sp. IW2-2015, 3000 nucleotides. Its product is annotated as metalloproteinase inhibitor 3-like. Gene Ontology annotation, molecular function: protease binding; metalloendopeptidase inhibitor activity. Gene Ontology annotation, cellular component: extracellular matrix. NCBI's taxonomy places the organism in Eukaryota, Metazoa, Chordata, Actinopteri, Salmoniformes, Salmonidae. The record is from RefSeq and is a predicted model, not a curated record. Gene Ontology annotation, biological process: response to cytokine; response to hormone; negative regulation of endopeptidase activity.